AAAGCGUCGACUAUUGGGUAGGGUUAACCUCAUCCUUAUUUAUACGAAAAUUGCUCAUCUUAUAUAGACAAAACCAGUUACUUUUCGUUACUCAUCGCAGAGGUGCCGCGCGGGUGAGUCAUCGUAAGUGGACGCGAGAUAAAAUUCCGCCAUUUGUGCGAAAAUGAGCGUUUCGGGUUACGCGGAGGUCGUCGACGGCCCGUUGGCCGAAUUCCUCCAGAUAUCGAGGCAAAUCGGCGGCGACGUGGCCGAACAAGCCCGGCUGGUCGAGGACGCAUUCAAAGCUCAGCAGCGUUUCAUCCAGUUAGCCGGCGAAUCGGCCCAACCCACCGAAAGUGACGUUGCGGGCCUGCUGAAGCCAACCAGCGAAAAGAUCGCCGCCAUACAAACAUACAGGGAGAAGAGGCGGUCGGCGCCGCAUUUCAAUCACCUUUCGGCCGUUAGUGAGAGCAUCGCGGCGCUGGGGUGGGUCGCCGUCAGCCCCGCCCCCGCGCCCUACAUCAAAGAGAUGAACGACGCCGGUCAGUUUUACACGAACCGGGUGCUGAAAGACUGGAAGGAAAAGGACAAGAGGCACGUCGAAUGGGUCAAGGCUUGGGUGCAGACGAUCACGGACCUGCAGUCAUUCGUUAAGAGGCACCACACGACGGGACUGGUGUGGGCGGGAAAAGGGGCGCCGAAAGUACCCCCGCCGCCUCCGGCGUGUCCGCCGCCGCCGCCCGUCGACCUCGAGGCCUCGGGGGACGCUGGCCAAGACAGGUCCGCGUUGUUUGCCGAGAUUAAUAAGGGCUCCGACAUAACCAAAGGUUUGAAAAAGGUGACGUCCGAGAUGCAGACGCACAAAAAUACGGCUUUGCGUCAGGGCCCCGCCCCUUUCAAGCCGGUGGCGAGAAGCGUGCCCUUCAAUCGGCCCGCGGAAGCCGCGUCCGAAGUCAGGCCCCCGUCUUUCAUCAGGGACGGUAAAAAGUGGCUCAUAGAGUACCAGAAAGACAGAAGGGACUUGGUGGUCGAUAACGCCGAGAUGAAUAACGUCGUCUACCUCUACAGGUGUCAAAACACGACUGUUCAGGUCAAAGGCAAGAUCAACUCGAUCACGAUGGAUUCGUGCAAGAAAACUUCGGUCGUGUUCGACAGUCUCGUGUCCUCGAUGGAGUUUAUCAAUUGCCAGUCGGUCGAGAUGCAGGUGUUGGGCAAAGUACCGACCAUUUCCAUUGAUAAAACGGACGGGUGUCAGGUAUACCUGAGCGACGACUCUUUGGACGUGGUGAUAGUAAGUUCCAAGUCUUCGGAGAUGAACGUUUUAGUGCCGAAAAAGGACGGAGAUUAUACGGAGCACGCGGUGCCGGAACAGUUCAGGACCACCAUCACUGCCGGCAAGACGCUGCAGACGGAAAUCGUCGAGAACAAGGGUUAGACGAGGCGGGGGGUGGGCCAUUUUCCCACUAUUCCAUUAAAUAAUUUAGCCAAUAUAACCGCGCGAGGUCCUCUGUAAAUUCGCAAUAUUAUCAUAGGGAAGGUAUUGUCAUAGUAUUAGUCACGUGCAUUUACAUAAAUAUUACGUAAUCGUUCUCAUUGGGUUGUGGAACCGCAUGGUCAUGUAUUCAUCCUAGACGUCGUCCCGGCUUUGAUGUACUUUAACGUCGGUUAUGUAGGUCGUAAGUCUCCGAUUUUGCAUUUUUAAUAAGGUUUUGUAUCCGUAACGCUAUACUCUGUCAUCGCUUUUAAAUAAAACACCCCCGCGUGA
Messenger RNA from Cylas formicarius (sweet potato weevil), 1744 nucleotides. RefSeq names its product adenylyl cyclase-associated protein 2-like. The transcript has a single exon. Gene Ontology annotation, molecular function: actin binding; adenylate cyclase binding. Gene Ontology annotation, biological process: regulation of adenylate cyclase activity; cell morphogenesis; cytoskeleton organization. NCBI's taxonomy places the organism in Eukaryota, Metazoa, Arthropoda, Insecta, Coleoptera, Brentidae. Gene Ontology annotation, cellular component: cytoplasm. The coding region runs from base 164 to 1414 and encodes 416 amino acids. The record is from RefSeq and is a predicted model, not a curated record.